GUAGCCCAGAGUAAUCUAUAGUACCGGUACUAUAGCUCAUACUUCCCUGCUAAAUACACUCAAAUGGGAUCUAAUACAUGCAUAGCGUGAUAAUAAGACAUAAUUAUGAGUCAGUCAUCUUGUAGGAUCUCCAUGCACUAUUCUUCUGGGGUACAUCCUAGCAAACUGGUCAAUCAUAAUGGGGAUGUCCAGUCAUUCUAGUGUUAGUCAUUGCUUCUCAGUAUCUCUCAGAGGAGCAAGAGGUGACUGGGAUAGUGCAGAGGAUCUAUUAUGCAUGCAAUUAGCAUUACAUAACAACAUUGGAAUGGCAAUACUGAUUGCACAUGCUCAAUUGGGCGUGGUCAUGACUUGUAAUCGUUGUGUCAAUGAGAUAGAGUUAGCUAGCUAGCUACUGAGUGAUACGAUUAGUUUCAUGGUUGUCUGGGAGGACAGGGGGGUGCUCAAGCCCCCAAAGCCCCCCAUUGUACACGCCACUGAAUAGAGAUAAAGCGUAUUAGAGUUUUUUUGAUUUUCUUUCUGGCUGGCUUCAGCACUGCCCAAUAUUCAGUGAGUGUGGAGAGACCAUGUCCAAUGGAAACAGUCACUUUCACUUGCACUGCUCCUGGAGAUUCCUUGAAAUGGGAACCGUCAGAUGCAGCUCGCACAAUCGCUGUCCGCUCCACCUCUGGCCUCAAUGUAUAGCCAAUGUUGUAUCAGGUUACACUGUGACACUGAUUGCAUUCAAUGAAACUACACUAACAUCUACUCUGUCAAGAACAGCAGAGAAUGGGAUCACUGUGUCCUGUAUGGGGUUUGUGCCUACUCUAACUACCAUAGGAUCUUCAACGAUCUGGUUGGUUGAUUCACCAGGACCACCCUCCACCAUCAGACACUCCAUUCUAAAUAACUCAGCAGAUGAAGUCAGUGUAUCUGUACAGUGGGACCCUCCUACUGAGACUGGUGGUAGAGAUGACCUCACCUACACAGUGACUGUCUCACCUCCGGCCCAGCUCUCUGCUACUGUCCUCACAUCCACCUCUGUUACUGUGACUGCUCAAUACAAUGUAGACUACACUGUCAGUGUUGUGGCUACCAACUGUGCUGGGAACAGUACAACAGCUGAGUACAACUUUAGGAUCGGUGGCUGUCCUGUGUUGUUAAUCAACCUCAUGAAUGGAGCGUUUGGACCAGUCUCCAGCAGAUUAUCAGGAUCCACAGUAACCAUCCAGUGUGAUGUUGGGUAUGUAUCUGCUGUUACAAUGGUGACAUGUGAGAGUACACUAAUGUGGAGUCAUGACCCCGAGGCUAUUGAGUGUAUAUCACUAACCACACCUACUACCACAACUCCCCCUCCAAUAAACUGCACAGCUCCACUAUCCCCACCACUGGAACCACCUACAGCUGCUCCUUGUAAUUGUAAUUGUAAUUGCGCCAGCCUAUGUGAUGGGGGUCGAUUUGAUACAGCUGUCUCCAUCAGCGUGGUUGUCAUGGCAAUUCUAUUCACGAUAAUAGGAUUAUUUAUGGGACUCUUAAUAAUGUAUUUAUUUGUUCAUGCAUAAAAAGAAUGUGUACUCCCCAGCAGCUAAAGGACAAGCUAAUGUAGGACCCACUACACCAGUUGGUCCUGUUUAUGAGGAAGUGUCACCAAAAGAGGAGAUGGAACUGAAUACUAACCAGGCGUACGGACCAGUAGGACUAUGAAACUUAUGGUAAUUUUCAUCAACAGUUAAUGUACAUGUAAACAAUUAUAGGACUACAUCCGUUCAACUAUACUUAAGUAAACAAUAACGUUGUUCAUUAAAAAGCCACUACACAUGUUUUGUAUGAAGUUAUAUAACUAGAGCACUAAAGUGCAAACCCUCGGCUGGUGACAUGAUUAUAAAGAACCCAAAUAAAAAGUAUGCAGUGCAUGUAGUAAUGUAUGACUGGGCUGUCUAUCACAGCAACCCAGGAGACUGGAGGCUUCUAUAGAAACCGUGAUAAAAGCACCUUAAAAGACAAUCUCAACUAAAACAGCCAAUAUGUAGU
Molecule: messenger RNA, 2007 nt
Organism: Halichondria panicea
Lineage: Eukaryota; Metazoa; Porifera; Demospongiae; Suberitida; Halichondriidae
Product: mucin-2-like
Exons: 5
Coding region: 564-1538 (324 amino acids)
Molecular function (GO): protein binding
Source: RefSeq, a predicted model, not a curated record